Beta vulgaris subsp. vulgaris (sugar beet) is the source of this 892-nucleotide messenger RNA. RefSeq lists its product as uncharacterized. The record is from RefSeq and is a predicted model, not a curated record. The transcript is spliced from 4 exons. Bases 80 to 892 code for a protein of 270 amino acids. NCBI's taxonomy places the organism in Eukaryota, Viridiplantae, Streptophyta, Magnoliopsida, Caryophyllales, Amaranthaceae.
UUUCAUAUUCUUCCCGAAUUUGUUGAUAUUUGGAUUAUGUUAUGUUUAACUUAGGUUACGUUUUUAUUUUUUUAGGAAAAUGAGGAGAAAAUCAGUUCGAAAAUUUCCUGGAGAGAAGAAAAAUGAUGAUGUUGCAGUAAAACUUAUAAAUGCUUCUGAAUUUGACACUGAAAUGGAGAAUGUAGGGAAGAAAAAUAAAAAGCUUCCUGUUAAGAAAUUGAAGAAAACAGUUCAAGUUCAACCAAAUGAAGAUGAUGAGCUUGAUGAUGAUGAGGAAGCUAGUGACAAGAAUUAUGAGCCCGAACAACAUGAUAUGCGUAUGGUUAUUUCCGGGGGUCAAUUGAAGAAGAACAAAGCAAUUAUUAAGAAGAUGGAUGCUCCAGUUAGCAACGAGAAUGAAUCUGUUGCUGCAAGGAUCAUGAAAGUACGUUGCAGACCUCAUUCGUUGGAGUUACUCAUAAAGGACCUUACUCCAAAGCAGAUUGAUGCUGUAAAAGACGUUGGAUUUGGUGGGAUUUUAGGUUUGAAGUUAACUGAGACAUGUAAGAUAAUGAUGCCAUGGUUAGUUGAAAGGUUUAAUGGUGCUAGUUUAAUGUUUAACAUUGGUGUUAAUAAAGAGUUUGUUGUUACUCGAUAUGAUGUGUAUGAUGUGUUUUGCUUGCCAAUGAAUGUGGGAAAUGAUGUGCCUGAGAUAGCUAUUGUUCGUGUGGGUGAAAACAUUGAUUCUCAAUUGAAAGAUGUAUGGAAGCAACAAUUUAAUGUUCAUGGUUAUGAUGGUAUUCCUCUUGGAAAGAUAGAGGCUAGGAUUCGAGAGUUAAUAGAUGGAGGUGAUGAAUUUAAAAAACUCUUUGUGAUGCAUGCCCUUUGUAGCUUUCUUACUCACCGCCAAUAG